Messenger RNA from Funneliformis caledonium, 264 nucleotides. NCBI's taxonomy places the organism in Eukaryota, Fungi, Glomeromycota, Glomeromycetes, Glomerales, Glomeraceae. The record is from the annotation of a GenBank genome assembly.
AUGAAAUUAAAUACACUGAUUUUAUUAUCAGUUAUUUUAGGAACUACUACUUUUCAAGAAGCUAAUUCCGCCCCUGUAGCUGAAGAUGAAUGUAUAAAUUAUCAUUACAUUAAAUACUACAACAAAUACGACGACGAUUAUCAUUACGAUAAAAAAUUCAAGCAUCGUGCCUACGAUUAUAAGCAUCGCUAUAAAUACAAGCGCGAGGCUUUGCCUUCUACAUACUAUAAACAUUACUAUCAUGUUCAUACAUCUAAUGUAGAG